AUGGAUGAGAAACGUUUGGUUAUACAACUUGUCAAUGGACUUCCGGAGGAAUACAAUAUUGUUGCCUCCUUCAUCCAACAAUCGAUGCCAUCUUUUGACACUGCUCGCUCUCAAUUACGCACUGAGGAGAUUCGUCGUGAAAAGCAAUCAAACUACAGCUCCCAUACUGCCCUUGCGGCUGCCAACAACCAGCGUUCACCUGCUACUUCUUCUUCCGUCACCAGCAGUUUUCACUCAGCGUCUGCCCACCAGCGUUCCGAGCCCAGUUCCCUGAUGGGCCACCAAGCUGCUCUUCUGCCAACUCCACCAGGCCCAAGACGUCACCCUACUGCACCCAACUGGGCUCCCCAAUGGACGUCUCCCCCAAGCCCAUACCCUGCUGUACCUUACUGGAGUCAGCAGCAUCAUCUCUCUGGUCGUGGCCGAGGUCGUCAGUUCCGUGGGCGUGGCCGUGGUCGUGGACGCACCUUCUCAGCAGCCCGUUCACCACAAGCUUACGUCACUCCUACAACGGAAUACCUUCAACCAUCGGAUAUUUCCGAAGCAUACAGCUCCAUGAGCAUUCGAGCGCCUGAUGAUGACUUCUACAUGGACACUGGCGCAACAUCACACAUCACCUCGGAUCCAGGAUUUGAAUUCGAGGAAGACUAUUCUCCGAUGUGA
This is a messenger RNA of Papaver somniferum (opium poppy), 663 nucleotides long. RefSeq lists its product as uncharacterized. The record is from RefSeq and is a predicted model, not a curated record. NCBI's taxonomy places the organism in Eukaryota, Viridiplantae, Streptophyta, Magnoliopsida, Ranunculales, Papaveraceae. The transcript is spliced from 2 exons. Bases 1 to 663 code for a protein of 220 amino acids.